GACAACACCGACCAAAGCCCGUCACCUUCAUUGCUUCCUGGUAGAGACCACGUCGCCGAUGCAGACACUUCACAUUCACGCAAGCGACCUCGCCUAAGCGACGAGCCCGACUCUCCACCUCACACAAACGGGGCAUCUUCUGGAAGCCCAACUAUCCUCGAACUGCCUCAAGAGCAGUCUACUGAUCCAUCCGAAAUCUCCAUCAUCAUGACUGGAGACGAAAUGACUAGCGACGUAUAUCUCAGUAACUUCCCAUUCCUGGCCGAUCAAGACGACACCCCUGAGAGCGCUGCCACCAGAUUUGCGGAACAUUGUCACCGCAAGAAUGCUCCUGCGGCAUUGGAAAUACAUAGCCUCGUUACUUGGCUUGAUCAUCACUUGCGCGAAACCGACGACGAGUUUGAUGCUGCUCUGAAACAUGAUACAACCUCGUCCGCGAUGUUCGAUCUGUAUUCAGAUAAUGCUGUUUUCUGGAACCAUGUAGUCUCUUGCUUCCGAGGACUGGCCGGACGUUGCUCUCUGAGCUCUGAUGAGGCCCUUACCCCAGGUGCAGCUUACGGCUACUUUGAGAAAUUACUCGACAAACUUCUCAGAUUGGGUGAGAGGCUUCUGCAUACCGAUGUAGCUAUUCUGAAGCAGCGCGAGGCCCGCAGAGACUCGACAAGCUCUCCUACCUCGGACAAUUCGCCGAAGCACUCACUAAAAUUCACCUACUGGGUGAAUACUUUCCUAAACAUUGCUAUCCUUUCGAAGGAGUUCCUCGAACCCAUGUCGUCGGCCUAUCACUUCAAUGUCAAGUCUAUNGCAAAGAGAACCACCGAGCGCUUUCAAAACUAUGCUACGGAUGCUAUCCUCACACUCGUCGAGCUCAUUGCCUCAAGGUCGCAUAACAUCAUGUCGCCUUUCAGCACAGCCCAUCCUUACGUCAAUCUCUGUCAUCAGGUUCUACUUGGCAAUUCUACCAACGCUGGCGGCGAGCUCACGCUGUUCUUCAGCAAAUCGACCAGGUUGUUCGAAAUUAUCUAUACUAUGACAACUCAGAACCUGCCCAAGCAACAUCUCGACGAGCACUCACAACGCAUCGUUGAGCACUUUCAUAUGUGCCUGAGGGAUAUGCUACGCAUUCUGUAUCGCACAAAGCAUCUUUCUGCAGACGCUGUUUACGACAUGGUCAUGAAGGAAAUUGUGGAACAUCAGAUCACUCGGGGACAACUACUGGAUUCAUUGAAGGACAGUGCCUCUGCUGCUUCAGAUGGUCAAGAAGUCCACGACAGCAUCAGGAUUUCUCUAGUUACAGAGGACGUGCUCGAUGUAGCACUCCUUGCAUGCUCCUUGAACUUCCUAAACGCUCUUAUGCGAAGCAGCAGCAUGGAGCUGCGCAACCGCGCGACGGACCACUUGGGUGUCGUUGUUUGGGACACACACACGAAUCUGCGAAAAUUUGAACCAGGCUACCAUCAGCUAGAGCAAGACUACACGGCCAGGUUCAUCCUGGCAAAGGACGUUCUGGGCUACCUUUGGGGGCCUCAGUCGCAUGCCACAUUGAUCGGCAGAACUCUACCCAUCCUUGUGUUUAUGGCCACCACAGGCAAGCUUACCAAACACAUUGCGGACAUGGUUUGGAGCGUGUCAUUCAACAUCCAACAGCCGGAUGAAUCACAAAGCGCUACGAGAACGCUUCGAUCCCUUUCAACCUAUUUGCCCUCUCUUGCCAAGAAAUACUUCCGCAACAAGUUUCGUGAUCUCCCACUCUCGCGAUUUACCAAAGAAGCCGAACACAUUUUCCAUGAGCUCAUGGCAGAGUUUCUGAGAACUCCAACAGAUGGUCAAUACGAAGCAACCCAGACCUGCAUUCACUUGCUGGCCAAAAUCGAUCAGUCAGACAUUCCCCCUACAAGGCAAGAUGAACUGUUGAUCACUUUCGGAAACCUCCUUCUGCGAAUUCGACCUCCGCAUAUUACAGAGGAACGCGUUCGUCUUAUCGAGAUAUGUGCUGCCCCCAUCGCAUCAAAGUCCGAGGAUGCCACCGGGUAUGUGCAAGCAUUGUCAUGCAUCGUCAAGCAGGCGGAUUUCUCUGUUCCACCAGACGAAGUUCACUCGCGACUGCCGUUCCUCCUAUGCGUCGAUGAGCUGCUCGAGUAUCUAGGAAGAGUAAAGUCCGGUGCCAGACCUUUUGUUCCCGGUGCACUGUGGUGUCGUCUGAGCCUCAUCACCCAUGUAGUCGCAACUUCAGACCCAGGAGUUGUCUCUGCGGCUGCGGAAAAGACACUCUGGCAGCAUGUCUUGGGCGAACAUGCCUUGACACCACAACUGCGAGACACAGGAUGGUGUUUUCUCGUCCAGUGUUUCCGACUAAAUCAAUCGGGGCUCCAAGGGUUCUACGAUCGGUUCCUUAAGCAACACCUCCCUGCUAUCUCGCCUGAACUUGUGACUUCCGAGACUAUCAACCUCUUCAAAGCUCAACACGCGCUCCAGGAGUCCGAUAUGACUGAAUUACUGCCCCUCGGCGAGGAGAUAGUCAGAUUCGCACUUACAGUGCCAUCAGACAAAAUUGCGCAUGACUUCAAGAUGCUGCUCAUGGGCAGUCUGUUCAGGGGUAAGGCCAUCAAGUACCCUGACCUGGCCGUGCAAGACCAGAUCUUGGUAGUGAGGAAGCUUAUUGCACAACUGACUCAGGAAGGAAUUCCUGCAACAAGAGCUGCAGACAUCAUACUACUUACUCUCAUUGAGUCGGCCCAGUUCCAGGAACUUCUUGAACGUUCAAACCAAGCUGCGUCUGGUAAAGUCAAUCAGCCCGAGGCCGAGCUUGCGCCAGACAGCAUUCAAAUUCCAAUCCGCAUUCACAGAGGCAAUGCAAGACCACAGGACAGAAUGGUAACAAUCAACAAGUCAGCAAGUUGUUCAGAACUGGACGCUGCCAUCGCCUCGGAGACCGGAUUCGCAAGUUACACCGUUGUUACUGCGGGACANAAGAUCAACUUUACUGAGGAGCCUGAGCAGUCGAUAACACAGCGUGGCCUUCGGGCAGGCAAUAUUCUUAUCAUACAGAAGCACAACACGUUUCAGAGCAUCCAAGAGGACGCCAACAAGAGUGCAGAAAGAUCAAUUAUCCAAGGAGAGAUCGUGUCGCAUCUAGAUGUCUUGUACGGCAUUCUUGAUGGUACGGGCACAAAAGCACAGCUUGUCUUACAGCUUAUCGGGUUGCUCAAGUUUCCUGGCCCUCUAAGAGCAAUGAUCGCUACUCCCGAAACACCUUUCGAACACAUUUUCCCUCCUGGCGAAUCCUUGCGAGUGCGAGCCUCCGUUGAAGUUCUUUACAUCCAGCUGAAGGAACAAGUCGCGCUCGGCAUUGCUGACGAGAAGUUCCUGCUUCGAGGAGUUCACUUGCUUGUAAACCUGCUGUGUCGUACGGAUAUUCUGCAAGAAGUCACAGACGUCUGGCGGACGGCAGAAACAUUGACUGAAUUGCUCAGGGAGCGGCCUGUCAACGACGUCACCGAGCAGUACUUUGAAGACGCUGUCAAGUUCACAUAUCAGGUCAUUGGCUACAUCAACCAGUUUUUACGCGAGACUACAGUCGGCCUUGAUAGCACGAAGCAUUACGCGAUGCGGGCACUGUAUCAAUGCUUGUUGGAAAGCGCCCUACUGAGUGAUGCUGUGUGUACCGCUUUCAUGGCUGCGGACCACAUCAUUCCGGUCCAGCUCUCGCUCCUUCUCACUAAAAGUGAUCAUCUUCGAGCUACCAUUCCCAGAUCUAUCAUGAACGCUGUCCAGGAUAACAGGGCUUCUUCCAUGCUCAAGACAUUCUUCUCUAAGUUUGCUCUGGACCAUCUCGUACCCGCGGCCUUGAAGUAUCCAGCCAUCUGCGACAAUGCAUUCCUAGUCAGUCUUCAGGCGGUGUCCGCAGACCGAGAUCUGAGCAGUGAUGAAGCACUUUUAAGGACCUCGAUCGAUGGGUUUGCCAAGGCUCUGCUCAACCUGAGUCACCUGGAGCGCUAUGGCGACUGCUUUGUCGACAAGAGAGUGUCAGGUUUGGUCUCAAUGCUCCGCUAUUGUGUUCAGACCCUUGUGACACAGAACAAGCCAUUGAACCUAGGGGAUGUUCCUUCGCAGACUUUCAAGACCUUGCUCUUUCCGAUCCUCAAGAUGGACAAGAAUGUACAGCCCGUUCUUGCUUCCGAAACUCGCAACGAGAUAUACGACCUUCUUCGGCUGAUGUGUGACGAUGUUCAAACACUGGAAGAUCUCGCCGCAGACUGCGAAAAUGUCGCUGGUUACUGCACAGACGAUCAGAGUUUAACUUUCCCUGGUCCUGCUGGAUAUAUCCGACAAGAAGGCAACUAUGCGGGCUUGGCCAAUCUAAGUCAGACAUGUUACUUCAACUCUCUUCUGCAACAGCUAUUCAUGAAUGUUCAAUUUCGGAAAUUCAUCUUCGACACGCCGGUGAUCGAUUCGAAUAAGCAAGCAGUCCUUGUUGAGUUCAAGCUAGCCUUUGCCUACAUGCAGGAUGGCCACGACAUCUUCUACCAGCCCGACGGGCUUAUCAAAGCGCUGAACGUGGAUCAUACUGUGCAGGAUGAUGCUCACAUAUUCUUCAUGACCCUGAUUGGCCAGCUUGAGGAGAGCAUGCCUGAUGAGNNGGAAGCGAAGAAUGCUUUGAAAGCAUUUUUCCGCGGUGUCAACAAGUCACAAACAAUUGGUAGCUGCAAGCAUAUCUCCGAAAGCACUGAUGAGUAUUUCAACCUGUCUUUAGUUGUCAAAGACAAGGCAACUCUUGAAGAGAGCUUGGAAGAGUAUACCAAAGGAGCCACUCUUGAAGGGAGUGAUAAGUUCAGGUGCACCACUUGUGGUUCAGGAGAGGGUGUUUCAGUCGACGCUGUCCAAAGAACUGCCCUCGAGCAUAUCCCUGACAACCUAGUCUUGGGCCUGAGACGUUUCCGCUAUGAAACCUUCGAUGGCGGCCAGAAGGUCAACGAUAGAUUCGACUUUCCCGAAUUUAUUGACAUGAGCAAGUACAAACUCAACCGUCUUGCAGGUAUUGAAGGACCUGGCGAGUCUGAUAUGUUCCAACUCGUGGGCGUGGUCGUGCAUCAAGGCAUCUUGACUUUUGGCCACUACUGGUCAUACGCUGCCGAGCGUGGACAAGGUAACACCGGGCCUUUACGCUGGUACUGCCUCGAGGACAAGAAUGUCAGACUUUCGAGCAUCGAGGAAGUUCUUUGCGAGACUCGUGGCGGACCAGACUCCUCUUUGAUGGCAUCCCUCCAAGGCAACCAAUCUCCGCGCCUUCGAUCGGACAACGCAUAUGUUUUGUUCUACCAGCGUGUGUCGUCCAUAGCCGAAUCCGCACAGUGUCUUGCUACAAGCACGUCUGCGCUUCCUUAUACAGCACACGCCAAGGUCCACUUGCCCUCAGACCUUGAGACUCAGAUCACCAAGGAAAACCAAAAGAAGAUAUAUAUCCUCCAUCUAUUCUCCUUGAGUCAUCUCGGAUUUGUUCGCGGUCUGACUGGCAAAUUGGGAACCUUUAAGAAUGUCGACGCCUCAACCACCAGCAGGGCAACACACAAGCUCAUGUCAAUGCUUUUGCGGUACUAUACUCGCGUCGUUUCAAGUUUCGACAGCGAGUAUUCUCCUCAGUCCAUUGACUUUACUGCAAUGCUACUUCAGAAACUGGCGUGCAGUGGUAAGGAUUUCGCACGUUGGAUGCUGAUGGCUGUGCUUCCUCGGAGGAGUGAGAAGGACAAGACCAAAAGUGUUGUUCUGCAUCACAAGCGCGCAGUCCGUGUCGCUACGAGCCGCCUGAUCCUGGCUUGUUUCCGUUACCUUCGUGAGCAUGAUUCGACUUACAACCAUAUUGAGGACGGAGAUGGUUCCGAAGGCACACCCAAGAUCAUGGCGGAUGCAAUUCAAGGCCUGAUUGAUCUGCGCUCACGUCUCCUUGAGCGUAUGCAAGCCGUCUGGUCCGACUAUUUCGAGCUUGUCCGCAAUAUCGCAGAGCUUGGUCCUGCCGAAACGUUUGUGCUGCUCAAACAGGACGUUCUCAAGUGGUGUCUUGAAGUUUUGCUCAUCAAGGAAAAGCCAGAGUUACAAGAGAAAUAUCCGGACGUCAUGAAAUUGGUUGCCGACAACUCGCGUGGGCUGAACCAUGGCUCGAUUGUUAACUGCGUAUACGGCCUGCUACGCAACUUUGUCGAUCUUCGUGGACUAUCUGCGCCUGAUACCAACGACCGAUGGACUGACGCACAAAUGCUGUUAUUGACUGCCGAAGAGCACGAAUACUUGAUUACUCGUUCUAACACAGAGAGUAACUGGAUGGUAGAGCUCUGUAUGCAAGGAAUACUAACACCCAAGAGAAACAACUGGCGCGAAUGGCCCACAAUCCACCUUAUCAUGCUACUUACCAACGCCGACAGAGUCUCUCCCGAGCUCUACAACGACGCAGUCCGGGCGCUCAUCAUCAACGUGAAAUGUAGCACAGACUAUGACUCAAUCGCAGAGUCUGUUCUGCUCUGCCUGCUCGAACGGAAGUUAAAGUCGACGACUGAAGAAGAUAUUUUCAGAGAGAUAAAAGCAACCCUUGCUCGAGAGGUUAGGCAACGAAACCACCCAGCCGUCUGGGGUCUGGUCUUCAUCGUAAAGGAAGUCUACAGAGUUCAUCCACCGAUGAUUGUGCACCACUUGGCCGUCAUCGUUCGUCUUCUGUUGCAAUACAACAAUCGUGUCGUCGAAAAAGACACCCGAGAUUGGUUGAGGAAUGAUAUCCUGGUCCAAGAUAUGCUUGCGAAGCCCUAUGUUUUGGAUCCCGUUCGACUUCUCGACCACAAAAUCUACGCUUUGAAGGAGCUUCAUGGAGCCCUCGGUAACAUGUUGAACAACGCCAUUCUCAAGAGCAUUUCAAGCAGCGGCUACGAAUACAUCAUCGACGCGUACCAGGAUUGCGGCACGUACUUGUAUCUCGUAUCCUCGAACCUUGAUCCUGAGUUGGAAGAAUGGUUGAAGAGUGAGGCACCCGCUACCGAAGCCGGCACUGAGCUUGAUACUGUUGUUCAAGAGCUUUUCGACGAGGUCAACGGUAUUGAUGAAGUCCUGCGCACACACGAGAAUCUUCGCGACCAGCUCCGCGAGUGGCAAGACGAGUACUCUGUCUCAGACGCUCCUACGAACAGCAAUGUUGUUGAGAUUGACGAUGAUUCUGACAAUGAAGCCGUGGCCUCCGACGACGAAUCACUGAGUGACGUUGCAGAAUUCGAGGACAAUGAGUAG
Messenger RNA from Aureobasidium musti, 7266 nucleotides. NCBI's taxonomy places the organism in Eukaryota, Fungi, Ascomycota, Dothideomycetes, Dothideales, Saccotheciaceae. The record is from the annotation of a GenBank genome assembly.